GUCCUCGUCUAAUCAAUCUCCGCCUCCCUGCCUCCAUACCCUGACCGGACCCCGAUCCCGCCGGCGUCUCGCGGAAUCGCGGCGGUCAAAGCCUAUACGCCACCCCACCUCACGUCGCGCCGCAUCGCCGCGGUUUCCGCGUGCUAGUGCUCUCGGGAGCUCGGAUCAGAGGGGCGGGCUAGGGUUCGCCAAUCGCCAGCGUGGGUACUGCCGUCGGGCGCCGGCGGCCGAGUAGUACGAGGAGAGAUGGACGCGUUCCUGCACAGGCUCAAGCGGCUGGACGCGUACCCCAAGGUGAACGAAGAUUUCUACAAGCGGACGCUCUCCGGAGGCAUCGUCACGCUCGUCGCCGCCGUCGUUAUGCUGCUCCUCUUCAUCUCCGAGACCAGGUCAUAUUUUUAUUCGUCAACAGAGACUAAGUUAGUCGUGGACACAUCAAGAGGGGAAAGGCUACGAGUAAAUUUUGAUAUUACUUUUCCGAGCAUUCCUUGCACACUCCUCAGCGUUGAUACAACGGAUAUUAGUGGAGAGCAGCAUCAUGACAUUAGGCAUGACAUCGAGAAAAGAAGAUUAAAUUCACAUGGUAAUGUUAUUGAAGCAAGAAAAGAAGGCAUUGGCGGAGCAAAGGUCGAGAGGCCGUUGCAAAAACAUGGAGGAAGGCUUGACAAAGGUGAACAAUAUUGUGGCACGUGUUAUGGUGCUGAAGAGUCGGAUGAGCAAUGCUGUAAUUCUUGCGAAGAAGUCAGGGAAGCAUAUAAGAAGAAAGGGUGGGCUCUAACAAAUCCUGACCUAAUUGACCAGUGUGCAAGAGAGGAUUUUAUUGAUAGAGUUAAAACUCAGCAAGAUGAAGGUUGCAAUGUCCUUGGCUUUUUAGAUGUCAGUAAAGUUGCUGGAAAUUUUCACUUCGCCCCAGGCAAAGGAUUUUAUGAAUCAAACAUAGAUGUGCCUGAGCUGUCAUUACUUGAGGGUGGUUUCAACAUUAGCCACAAAAUAAACAAACUGUCCUUUGGGACAGAAUUCCCUGGUGUUGUUAAUCCACUUGAUGGUGCUCAGUGGACACAGCCAGCUUCAGAUGGGACAUACCAGUAUUUCAUAAAAGUUGUCCCUACAAUAUACACUGAUAUUAGAGGACGCGGUAUUCAUUCAAACCAGUUCUCGGUAACGGAACAUUUUAGAGAUGGAAAUGUUCGUCCGAAAUCCCAACCUGGAGUAUUUUUCUUCUAUGAUUUCUCACCUAUAAAGGUGAUAUUCACAGAAGAAAAUAGAUCCCUACUCCACUACCUGACAAACCUUUGUGCUAUAGUGGGAGGUGUGUUCACCGUUUCUGGUAUCAUUGACUCGUUCAUAUACCAUGGACAGAAGGCGCUCAAGAAGAAAAUGGAGUUAGGCAAAUACAGAUGAUCAACUUGGACCUUGUACUGGCCCCGUCGUUUCCAAAUUUUGAGGCAUGUAAGGAGCUUAUAUGCCUGCUAAACAUGACGAGUACCACUUAAGUCGGAGACUGCAAGGCCAUCAAACUGAUGUUAUUGCACAUUAGCUGAUCAGAUAACUUGUAAAAUGACAAGGAAUAGCCUGGUCUGAGGGGUGGGUGGCGGUGUGUGUGGGUGUGUGCUUUGAUGCCUAUCAUUGUUGACUGUUGUUGAAUGACAUGUUUGAAGGUGGAUAGGUCAGAUCACAGAAUGUUUCUCAUGAAAGUUUGUUCAAGGAAACAGCUUCACUCAUGGUGUC
Zea mays is the source of this 1728-nucleotide messenger RNA. Its product is annotated as DUF1692 domain, endoplasmic reticulum vescicle transporter protein. The record is from RefSeq and is marked provisional. Gene Ontology annotation, cellular component: COPII-coated ER to Golgi transport vesicle; endoplasmic reticulum. The coding region runs from base 247 to 1401 and encodes 384 amino acids. NCBI's taxonomy places the organism in Eukaryota, Viridiplantae, Streptophyta, Magnoliopsida, Poales, Poaceae. The transcript has 13 exons.